AUGUCCGUCGAACAAGAUUCGUCGUUUUUUCGUUUACCUCCAGAAGUCGUUUUUUAUAUUUUUCGUCAUCUCGAUGCACAAACUAUUGUCCGUUCAGUUCGUCUUGUCUGCAAGCAAUUUUCUACAUUUGUGAAUACGUACGAUCAAUUCAAUCUUCACCUCAAUUCAAUAUCAAAGCCAGAGUUUCAUUAUCUCUGUAAUUUAAUUCGACCAAAUCAAGUCAAAUCUUUGACAUUAUCGAAUGAUGCUGAAACGCCCGGUCAAAUUGAAUAUUUUCUUUCAUGCUUUCGUUUAAAACAAUACACACAAUUGCGUUCACUUACUCUUCUGGAAAUUGACCAAUGUUACUUACAUGUCAUUUUAAAAGACGUUCUAAAUAUGCGACUCGAGAAAUUAAUCAUUAUUUCAAAAGAAGAUUUAUCUACCGAUGAUGCAAUUGCAAAUGAUUUAUCUAUGGUCACAUCCUUACCCACUCUUUGGAAAUUUUGUUUAGAUGUGAUGACUCUUGAUGCGUCUCGAAUAACAUUGUCUCCUUUGUCAAUGAUACAACAUCUGGAAAUUCAUUGUCAAAGUGUUAGUGCAUACUGUGAAAUACUCCAUCGUUUACCUCACUUACAAAUACUAGUGGUUGAACAACUGCUAGCAAUUAACUCAAUUAAUUCAAUACCUGAUUUAAAACCUGCUUGCCAAUUGUCUUCAUUGACAUUUAAAUAUAGUAGUAUAAAUAUGAAUACACUUCAAGCUCUUCUUUUGUUAACUCCGACGCUAAAUCAUCUUUAUUUAUUGCGUUGUGUUAAUUUACACGAUUUUAUACUACAUAUAUCCGAGUGGCAAUUGCUAGUGGAAAGUACUCUAUCUCUUCUGAUCAAAUUCGAGUUUUUUCUCGUGGAAACAGGACAAUUAUUUUUUCCAAGCGUGGAGCACGUGAUUGCACCGUUUCAAACACCUUUCUGGACAGAAGUCAAACGUUGGUAUGCUAUAUGUGACUAUACAACGCACCCACUAUCUCUAAUAGUUCAUUCACCCUCUGCACACGAUCCUAAAUUUGAAUACAUCUUCUAUUCGAAGCACAUUUCUCGUUCAACUUCAACGCCAAUCAUCAGCAAUGUACCCAUUAUGAACCACAUACGCAUCUUGCGUUUGGAUUUAUCCACAGGAAUACCAGCCGGUCUACCAUAUACGUCAGUCUUUCCAAAUAUAGAAUGGCUCAUAUUACAAUUGCCCGAUAUUUGGCCGCCAGGUUCGCUUCGGUCCCUCUCCACUCUGAUCAACCUACCAAGUGUAACUAAAUUAACAUUAGAAAUGACUGGCUCAUCAGAACAUCCUCUCAAGAUGCUCCACUAUGAUGUCGCUUUACUUCUGAAACUAGCGCAUAAUACGUAUGUUCAGAAAUCCCCGAAAACGUAA
Molecule: messenger RNA, 1407 nt
Organism: Adineta ricciae
Lineage: Eukaryota; Metazoa; Rotifera; Eurotatoria; Adinetida; Adinetidae
Source: the annotation of a GenBank genome assembly